This is a messenger RNA of Diutina rugosa, 1380 nucleotides long. RefSeq names its product glucan exo-1,3-beta-glucosidase (gene EXG2). The record is from RefSeq and is a predicted model, not a curated record. Bases 1 to 1380 code for a protein of 459 amino acids. Gene Ontology annotation, molecular function: glucan exo-1,3-beta-glucosidase activity. The transcript has a single exon. NCBI's taxonomy places the organism in Eukaryota, Fungi, Ascomycota, Pichiomycetes, Serinales, Debaryomycetaceae. Gene Ontology annotation, cellular component: cell surface; extracellular region. Gene Ontology annotation, biological process: glucan catabolic process.
AUGCUUCUUUUACUCUGGCUUAUCACACUAGCGGUGGCCCAGCUCAACCUGACGGCGUUCCCCACUAACGGCACCGUCGCCAAAAACACGCUGACGUCAAUUGACCCCAAUUACGACUGGCGCCAGUUCCACUACCAAGGGAUCGCGUUGGGUGGGUGGCUUGUGCUCGAGCCCUACAUCACCCCGUCGCUUUUCCUUCAAUUUAACGCCACCAAUUCCUCGGCUACCAUCCCCGUGGACGAGUACCAUUUCUGUAAACAGCUUGGCCAUGAUGAGGCGGAAAAGCAACUCCAGCAACACUGGCUGUCGUGGUUCACUGAAGAUGACUUUGCUGACAUUAAGAACUAUGGGUUCAACAUGGUGAGAAUCCCUAUUGGCUACUGGGCGUUCCACACGUUGGACGGUGACCCUUAUAUUAAAGGGGCGGCUGACUAUUUGGAUAAAGCGCUUGAAUGGGCGAAAAACCAUGAUUUGAAAGUGUGGAUCGAUUUACACGGGGUUCCAGGACUGCAGAAUGGGUUUGACUCGUCGGGUUACCGUGAUAUUGGCUACCCUGGUUGGUUCAACUCGACUAAUAAUGUUAACGUUACUUACCAAGUACUUAACACUAUCUUCACCAAAUACGGUCUGGGCGAUAUGGCUCAGCAAUAUAAGGAUACGUUGCUCGGCAUUGAGAUUGUUAACGAACCGUUAGGUGGUACUUUGGACACCAAUGAGAUUAAGAAGUUUUUCCAAAACGCUUACAUUAAUGCUGGCAAUUUGAUGGAAUUGAAAAACAUGAUUGUCUUUCACGAUGCCUUCCAACCGACAUCUUACUGGAACGAUUUCCUUAAUACGUCGGAUAACGUUUUAAUUGACCACCACAAGUAUGAGGUGUUUACUGAAGAGCAGCAACCGAUGAAUAUCACUGAACACAUGAACAACAUUAAGGGGCUUGCAGAAGGUAUUAGUAACGAGACUCACCCGGCGGUGGUGGGUGAAUGGUCAGCAGCUUUAACUGAUUGUACUCCUUGGCUCAACGGCGUGGGGUUAGGCUCUCGCUAUGCUGGUGAUCAACCCUACAAUUUCAACCGUACCGGUAGCUGUGACGCCAUUAAUGAUAUCAACUCGUGGCUGAAACUUAAGCGGAAGAACACUCGUAAGUUUAUCGAAAUGCAAUUGGACCAAUACGAGUCAAAGAUGAACGGGUGGAUCUUCUGGUGCUACAAGACGGAAACUACCAUCGAGUGGGAUUUUAAACGGCUUGUGGAAUACGACAUGUUCCCUCAACCGUUCUCUAACCGUACUUACAUUAAGAAUGGUAAGGAUACUGACCUGGCGGCAUCGGCUGUCAACCCCGGGUGGCUCCUCCUUGCUCUCGCCUUACCCAUCAUCUUUUAG